This is a messenger RNA of Haemonchus placei, 441 nucleotides long. NCBI's taxonomy places the organism in Eukaryota, Metazoa, Nematoda, Chromadorea, Rhabditida, Trichostrongylidae. The record is from the annotation of a GenBank genome assembly.
AUGGACGAGUUCCGCUUCGUCGAUAUUUGUAACCAGAGUGGCUUGGCUUGCGCUAAGGUUCACAAUGGCAAUUUCUUCGAUUCGAUGGGGAGCAAACUUAGCGUCUUUCCAUGUGUUUCGUUUGUCCAAGCUGAGUCGAUAGAACGUCACCUUACCGACAGCAAUUAGUCCAAAAACGGCAUGUGCUUGAGCAAUUGUCGCUAGGGAUCCACUGAUCCAUACGACAGCAUGCGGUACGAAUAUGCCAAUCAAUAGCAAACAAACACAAAAUACUCUAAAGAUUAUCAAUACCACCGUCAGUAAUACGUAAAAUAGAAGGUUAUCACGUGAUCGGAGUGCGAUUCCCUUAUUAAGAUAAAUAAGCGCUGAAAGUGAAACGCAUGAAGAACAAAGCAGAAGCAAUGACGGUAGCCAGAUUAAUAGCGGAACCUUCGGAAAUAA